Penicillium waksmanii is the source of this 1545-nucleotide messenger RNA. RefSeq lists its product as uncharacterized. Gene Ontology annotation, molecular function: transmembrane transporter activity. The record is from RefSeq and is a predicted model, not a curated record. Lineage: Eukaryota; Fungi; Ascomycota; Eurotiomycetes; Eurotiales; Aspergillaceae. Bases 1 to 1545 code for a protein of 514 amino acids. Gene Ontology annotation, cellular component: membrane. The transcript is spliced from 4 exons. Gene Ontology annotation, biological process: transmembrane transport.
AUGCAGACUAGUACUGGGAGCAUAGACGGUGUUACCCCCGUCCUGGAGCCGCCGGUCUACAACACAUCAGUUACCACUGGCGUCGAGCUGGAAGAUGGGCAGAAGCUCUAUCUUCCACUUGUUCUUACCUUGGCUGGAGCAGCCUUUCUCAAUACUCUCGCCGUCCAGUCAACAGUUAUAAUCCUGCCCAGUAUCGGCCGCGACCUACACAUACCUACCGAGCGCCAACAAUGGAUUAUCUCUGCCUAUUAUCUUACCUUUGGCUGCUUUCUGCUCCUUUGGGGUAGAUUUGCAGACAUCUUUGGGCGUCGUCUGGUCUUCCUCAUAGGGUCGGCUUCGCUCACCAUAUUCACCAUCCUGGUCCCGUUCGCACCGAAUGAGAUAGUCUUGGACCUAUUCCGAGGCCUACAAGGUCUGGGUGCAGCGGCCAAUGUUCCUACUGCAAUUGGGAUCCUCGGUGCUACUUUUCAGCCAGGAAAGUAUAAGAACUACGCAUUUGCCAUCUAUUCGGCCGGGUCUUCCUGCGGAUCAGUGCUAGGAAAUAUUUUUAGCGGAGUGAUCGCGCAGUAUGUCAGCUGGAAAUGGAUAUUCUGGGCCUCCGCCUUUCUCUGCGGAAUGGUUACCGUGGCCGGCCAAAUUCUGAUCCCUCAUUCAAAGGUUGAGCAUUCUUCCUGCUCCAAACUUAUGGUCAAUGUUGAUUGGGUGGGCGGUAUAUUAGUUACUGGGGCCAUCCUAACCUUAAACUUCGCUUUGACGGAAGGUAACGUUGUCGGAUGGACGGUGAGCUGGGUUCUGGUAUCGCUCCUGGCUUCCUUGAUUUUGUUGGUCAUGUUUGUAUUGUGGAUAUGGUACCUCGAGACGAAGACCCAGAGGCCUCCUCUUCUGAGGAUUUCUAUCUUUCAUAACAGCCGUUUCAAUGCCGCGCAGGUAAUCAUGGCUACCUUUUUUGCGGCCUUCAAUAACUAUCUCGUCUACGCGACCUACUUCUACCAAGAGUAUUUAGGACUCGGGCCACUAGACACGGCUAUUCGGUUUAUACCGACAGGAGUUAUGGGUAUCGUGGGGAACAUAAUUGCUGCCAAACUCCUUUCCCGUGUCCCUGGGUCCUAUCUCCUGGUUUUCAGUUGCGGCUGCGUGGGAAUUUCCUGCCUCCUUAUGGCCGUUCCGAUACCACCGUCGACUACAUACUGGGCCUACAGCUUCCCAGCCAUGGUGUUAUCUACAUUAGGAGCUGAUAUUCUUCAUCCGACACUCAACCUUUUCACAGUUCAGUGCUUACCUCUAGAAGAUCAGGCCCUCGGCGCGGCGCUGAUCACUGCUGUUUUGCAGGUGGGAAGGGCCGUUGGAAUCACGAUUGCCACCGUGGUGCAAAUAUCGGUGGAAAGGAGAGCCAUUAGCCACAGCGAAGCUGAAAGUGAUCUAUUCGCGUUUCUCCGGGGAAUUCGCGCCAGCCAGUGGUUCAAUUUUUCGCUCGCCGUUGUGGCAUGCACCGUAGCUCUGCUAUUUUUCAGGGACAAGGAAAAAAUAGGUGCGAUUCGACGGUAG